Molecule: messenger RNA, 3661 nt
Organism: Limulus polyphemus (Atlantic horseshoe crab)
Lineage: Eukaryota; Metazoa; Arthropoda; Merostomata; Xiphosura; Limulidae
Product: mitogen-activated protein kinase-binding protein 1-like
Exons: 27
Biological process (GO): mitotic spindle organization; regulation of mitotic cell cycle
Cellular component (GO): mitotic spindle
Molecular function (GO): protein binding
Source: RefSeq, a predicted model, not a curated record
AUAUGUGGUGGUGCUGUAUGACGUUGACAAGAACAAACAAAACCACAUCUUCAAUUCUUCCAAAAAUACCAUCACCUCAGUGGCUUUCUCCUGGGAUGGGACACACCUGGCAACGGGAGAGUGUGGACACGAACCACGACUCAGAGUGUGGGAUGUACAGGAACGUUUGCAAGUUGCAGAAUUUUCUGAACAUAAAUUUGGAAUCAACUGUGUGGCUUUCUCUCCAAGCCAGAAGUAUGUAGUAUCUGUUGGCACACAACCUGACACGACAGUUACCGUCUGGGACUGGAAACAAAAUAUCAAAGUAGCUUCCAGUAAACUAUCUUUUAAGGUAAAAGCUCUGUCAUUUUCUCCUCGUGGAACUCACUUUGUCACCGCAGGUAAUGGGCAGAUCAAGUACUGGUACCUUGACCAAUCUCGCUCAGCACAGCACAAGUUGGAAACAGUUCACCUGGUGGGAAAGUCUGCAAUAUUAGGAGACCGGAGAAGAAACUAUUUCUGUGAUGUAGCCUGUGGUCGAGGAAAGACUUCAGACAAUACUUACGUUAUCACUAAGUCAGGACUUCUGUGUGUUUUAAAUAGUCGUCGUUUCUUGGAGAAAUGGGUAGAGUUAAAGACUGCCAGCGCCACAAGCUUAUGCGUAUCUGAAAAGUAUGUCUUUAUUGGUUGUGCAAACGGGGUUGUGAGAUGUUUCAAUCCCAUCAGUCUUCAGUUUAUUUCAACAUUCCCCAAACCCCACUACUUGGGUAUUGGAGCCAAUGAAAGAUCUCAUUCUCUGGGUGCCAAGGAUCCUACUACAGUAGCUCCAUCUGGUGUCAAGUACCCUGAUACAUUAGCAGUAACAUUUGAUGAAACCUGCCAGAAGGUGAUUUGUAUAUACAAUAACCACAGCUUUUACUUGUGGGAUGUACAUGACAUGACGAAAAUUCAAAACUCUAACUCCUUCAUGUACCAUAGUAACAGUGUAUGGGGAAUGGAGACAUAUCCACAACUCUCAGAGAAACGAAAGCCAGUGGUGACACAUGGAACAUUUCUGUCUUGCUCCAGCGAUGACACCAUUAGGGUGUGGAACAUAUAUGGUAAUAAUCCAAACUCUCAAACAAAUGUGUACAGUCCUGAACUGUUGAAGAUUAUGUACAUGGAUCCAGGUCUCUCAUUUUUAUGCGAUGUGAUUCUUAAACCAGGUGGAAGUAAUGAAAGAAGACAUGGUGGGCAGAGUGGGGUUCGAUGUCUAUGUAUCAGUCAUGAUGGCUAUCAUUUGGCAGCUGGGGAUCAUUCAGGAAAUAUAAGAAUCUGUGAUCUGCGAACGAUGGAGUUUUCUCUUAAAGUAGAGGCACAUGAUUCCGAGGUGCUGUGUUUGCAAUAUUCCAUGCUAAUUAAUGGAAGAAGGUACUUGGCAUCUGGAAGUAGAGACAGGUUGAUUCACGUGUUUGAUGUAAAUAAUGGCUACUCCAUUCAACAAACUCUGGCUGAUCACUCCUCUUCUGUUACUGCAAUUCGCUUUGUCCAAAAACAAGGUCAACACCUAAUGAUUUCCUGUGGAGCCGAUAAAUCUAUUAUCUUUAGACGAGCUCAGUUCACUCCUGAGAUGUCGUUUAUAGUGGAGCACCGCCUAGUGGAGAAGACUACAUUUUAUGACAUGGAAGUAGACAGUAUCCAGCAAAACAUCCUGGUGGCAUGCCAAGAUUGUAAUGUCCGUGUGUACAAUGUCAGCAAUGUUACAAACACACAUACCUUCCAUGGAUCCCAGGAAGAUGCUGGAGCACUUCUGAAGAUUGUGUUGGACAAUACUGGGGCGUAUUUGGCCACCACCUGCACCAACAAGAGUAUAUAUAUUUAUAAUUACUCUUCUGGAGAACGUGUUGCAUCCAUGUUUGGUCACUCAGAAAUUGUCACUGGACUAAAGUUCACCACCGACGGGAAGUUCUUGAUAUCAGUGUCUGGAGAUGGGUGUAUCUUCAUGUGGAAACUACCACAUGAAAUAACCCAAGUAAUUUCGUUUCGAAACAAUCUACCUGAAGCUGGUUGGCAAGAUGGACGGAGGACUGUUAUUGCCGUCACCAAACCACUACAAAUGCUGGAGAAAGAAGCUGAGAGAACAAAUAUGGCUAACAAUAGUUUCUCCUCAGAAGCCCAGGAAAACGUCAAGGAUGGAUGUGUGUCUGAAUAUCGCUUUAGUAUAGGUCAACUACCUUACUGGGCCAAGAAACAGAUGUCCAAGGAGCUCAGUAAAUGUAAUACAGACCAACAAAACUCUCCAGCUGUUCUACCUCGAGGUCGUUGGGCACAGAGGUUAGAUGAUCAAGGAAAACCCUAUCCUAACUCUGACUCUGUUAUUCCUCUUCCAAACAUUCCAAGUGUGCAAUGUAUACAACCAAACAUUCCAGACCAGGAAAAAGAGAAAGGACUAACUACUGUUGAGUUCAAACAACAGAAAGAAAUCCUCAACCCACAAAACCAGGAGAUAGAAGGUGUCAUCUUAAGAAGAAAGAAAAAAGUCAACACACUAUCAGAAGAAAACAAAAAUGAUAGGCUGCAGCACCUAAUGGGUUCAAGUGGGUCAAAGCUCGAGGAUGAAGAGGUUGAAAAUGAACAACCAGACACAGAGAUUACUGGGAUUAGUGAAAGUGGCUACAUUUUCUCAUCAGUGGACAGUUCAGUAGAGGAAAAUAGGUCUUACUUUGUGAAUGCUACAAAUGAAGAAGACUUUCAGGAAAGCAACAAAAAAUCUUCACUAGAACAACUUGAGGAUACUCUUUUUAAUAACAUUCCUGAGUGCAAGGAACCUGUUAGUGAUGAUGAAGAUUCACGAUCCACACUUGAAGAGAACGACUUUACCCUUCAUCCUUUCAGUUUCAGUGAUGAAAAUCUGGAACAUCUAGGAGAAAGAGAAAAGUUAUUAAAGAAUAUUUAUGAAAGCCUUGAAAAGGGCCCUGUGACAAGCCAUGUGGAGAAAGUGGUUAACAACAUGAAUCGACGCAGCAUAUCAGCAGAAUUUAUGGCUCAAUCAUUACCUAUGGCAUCAGUUCGAUUAACAGGUUCUGAAUCAGGCAAGAAUAAAGCUUUAGAUUAUCAGGAAAGCAGUGUUAAACCAAACAAACGAGAGGAACUGACUAGGACUUUUAAUGAAGCUCUAAAGAAACCAAAAACAGUAGGUUCGAUGGGUGUACUUACCAAUAGUAAAAGUAUGUGCAAUCUUAGUAAUGCUGUUGACAAUGAAACGACUGAGAAAUCUAUAAAAGAAUCCACCUUUGGGAACUCGCUCCGUAGAACGACUUCACUUAGUGAUUUAACCAUCCCAAUUUCAACACCACAUAAGCUUUUCUGUAGAGGAUCCAAUCCCAGCAGUUCAAAAGGUAAUUCUUCCAAGCAAGUGAUGUUAAACACAGAGCUUCCAGCAAGAGAAAAGUCUGCCAUGACUAAUAUUUUGUCACAAGGUUUCCUCCAAGCUCAACAAAACCUGGAGCCAACUGUUCUCCCAAUGUCCAUGUUGAACCUUUCCACUUUUGUGACGACAGAUCCAUCCAGAUUAAAGACUUCUGGGUUUCAGCAGGAUAACCAUCUGGAUCAUAUGGUUUACUCUCUUCUUCAACUGUACUCAGAGAAACUUGUCAAUAUGGUCGGGCAGAAAAUGAGUAAGGGCCUAGAAAAAUCAGACUAA